AUGGCUGGAAGUAUCAAGCAAGGUACGUGGUUUGAUGAUGUUUGCUAUGUGGUAGCAAAAUACGAUUAUGAGGCGCAGGGUGCCCAGGAGCUAGAUUUGAGGAAAAACGAUCGUUAUCUGCUGUUGGACGAUAGUAAGCACUGGUGGAGAGUACAGAAUACACGCAAUCAAUCGGGCUACGUACCGAGCAACUACGUCAAGAAGGAGAAAAAAUCCGUCUCAUUGUUCGAUAGCUUUAAGAAGAAGGUUAAAAAGGGUUCCGGCAGCAAAACACUACCCAAUUGCUCACCUUCUAGGCAGGUCGAUAGUCCCACAAUGAGCCGACGGUUACCGCCGGAUCCUUCGGAUGCCAUUGGAACUGCCAUAGUCAAAUACAACUAUCAGGCGCAACAGCAAGAUGAACUGUCGUUGACCAAGGGUACGCGGAUAUUGAUACUGGAGAAAUCAAACGAUGGUUGGUGGCGUGGCCAGAGUGGCUCAGCGACCGGAUGGUUUCCCAGCAACUACACAACAGAAGAAAACGAAGACGAUACGCUGCACACGUACGCGAUGGCAGAAAACGUGCUCGACAUUGUUGUGGCUCUAUACUCAUUUAAUUCGAACAACGAUACAGAGCUGUCUUUUGAAAAGGGUGAUCGGUUGGAAAUACUUGAUCGACCCGCGGCUGAUCCCGAAUGGUACAAAGCCCGGAAUAAUAAUGGCCAGGUUGGAUUAGUACCGCGUAACUAUUUACAAGAACUGUCGGAAUAUUUGGCUCAACCAUUCCGUAGCAAUGGCAGUGGGCCGGAUUCACUUGAUCGACGACCUAACGAUGCGCAAUCGAACAACAACAACUCCAACACGAACAACAGUAACAACAAUAAUUCUCAGCAACCAGAGAGACCCCAUCUGACCGGGAAAAGCUGGUACUACGGUGCUAUUACACGAAGCCAAUGUGAUACGGUGCUAAACUCUCACGGACACGAUGGAGAUUAUUUGAUUCGCGAUAGUGAAACAAAUCUGGGUGACUAUUCUGUAUCGUUGAAGGCCCCUGGUCGUAAUAAGCAUUUCCGUGUGCACGUUGAAGGUAAUAUGUACUGCAUCGGGCAACGUAAAUUUCACACACUGGAUCAACUAGUGGACCAUUACCAAAGAGCUCCCAUUUACACUAACAAGCAAGGCGAGAAGCUAUAUCUUGUACGGCCGCUGCCGAAAGCGAAUGGUACCUAA
Anopheles marshallii is the source of this 1209-nucleotide messenger RNA. RefSeq names its product cytoplasmic protein NCK1 (gene dock). Gene Ontology annotation, molecular function: protein binding. Lineage: Eukaryota; Metazoa; Arthropoda; Insecta; Diptera; Culicidae. The coding region runs from base 1 to 1209 and encodes 402 amino acids. The record is from RefSeq and is a predicted model, not a curated record. The transcript has 5 exons.